This is a messenger RNA of Spirodela intermedia, 878 nucleotides long. The record is from the annotation of a GenBank genome assembly. NCBI's taxonomy places the organism in Eukaryota, Viridiplantae, Streptophyta, Magnoliopsida, Alismatales, Araceae.
AUGGCUGGGUUCCCAGUAGGCGGCGGCGGCGGCGGCGUGGGGGGGAGUGGCGGUCACAACCAGCCCCCCUUGGAGCCGAUCCCACAAGACAGCCUUUUUUUCUACCCUAGGGAAGGAGGAAGGGUCCCCGAGGAGCUCGCCACCUACACCAAGGGUUUCGAGCUAUGGCAGCAGCACCACCUGCUGGAAGAUGGCGGGGCCUCCAGCAGCGGCGGCGCCGUGAGUUGCCGUGAUUGCGGCAAUCAGGCCAAGAAAGACUGCAUGUACACGCGGUGCAGGACCUGCUGCAGGAGCCGGGGCUUUCAGUGCCCUACACACAUCAAGAGCACUUGGGUUCCCGCUGCCAAGCGCCGGCAGCGAGCCGCUGUGAAGCUUUCCAAGAGACCGAGGGAGAUUGGCGGUGCCGCCAUCACCACCACCACUACCUCCUCCAGCACGUCAGGUAUUUCUUCCUCCCCGUCCCUUCUAUCUCCGCUACGGCUGCAGCCCGCUGAUAUCUCUUCUUCUUCAUCAUCAUCAUCUUCGUCUUCUUCCUCGUGUGGGUUUAUGCAGGAGGGAUCGAGGCGGCCAGGAACUUCCCCCCGGAGCUGAGCUCGGAGGCGGUUUUCCGCUGUGUCAGGGUGAGCGCAGUGGACGAGGCGGAGCAGUACGCGUACCAGACAACCGUCAACAUCGGCGGCCACGUCUUCAAGGGCAUUCUCUACGACCAGGGCCCGGAUCCUCAGGGGGCUUCCUCUUCCUCUCCCGCUGUCUCUCUCGCCGCCACUGCAACUGCACCCGGCAGCGUCGCCAUGUUCGACCAGGCCUCUCUAUAUGCAACUCCUCUCAGUGCCCUCAUGGCUGGUACCCAGUUCUUCCCUCACCGCCAGCGGCCCUAG